Thelazia callipaeda (thelaziosis nematode) is the source of this 978-nucleotide messenger RNA. NCBI's taxonomy places the organism in Eukaryota, Metazoa, Nematoda, Chromadorea, Rhabditida, Thelaziidae. The record is from the annotation of a GenBank genome assembly.
AUGCAAACUGGCAAGAAAGAAUCUGUCGAACAUUCUAUUGCGGCUAAUAAAGAAGUUGGCAACAGUAUCAAUUCUGGCAAUGUUUGUCAUACAGGAAAUUAUUACCAACCAAUGCUAUCACCCCAGUCUGCAUUUGGACAGCAAUUUUCCAUCAAAAACGUUGCGGUACCAGAGAGUACUGGAUAUGGUUCACGUGGGAGUAAUUUUGGUUCUGAAAUGUAUUUUACACCAGAGGCUAUGCAAAAUUCAUGUUUGUUCACCUCAAUGCCAUCAACUGCCAUGGCAUCGAGUGAUUACUCAAAUAAUUUUGCUAAAUCUGACUCUGAUGGAUAUUUUAGCCCUGCUUGUGCUCCAAAUCCCUUCACCUCUUCACACUAUCCACACUUUCCAUUUCCCGUACAAGCAAUGACUUCAGGUACCGCAAAUGCUGCUAGCACAUAUCUUCAGAAUCCCAUCCAGUGCCAGUGGAUUGAACGUGAUAGAAUAUGUGGACGAUUAUUUUAUUCAAUUGAACAUAUCGUAUCACAUUUGCAACAUGAGCAUGUGGGAGUGUCUGAUAGUGCCUUUCAUAUUUGCCAAUGGAAAGAUUGCUCAAGAAAAGGCAAAGUUUUCAAAGCAAAAUACAAACUUGUGAAUCAUAUUCGAGUACAUACGGGUGAGAGACCUUUUCCAUGUACAAUGUGCUCAAAAGUUUUUGCAAGAAGCGAAAACUUGAAAAUUCAUCAGCGAACCCAUACAGGUGAUAAGCCAUUCACAUGCACUCAUCCUGGCUGUGAUCGCAAAUUCGCUAAUAGCAGUGAUCGUAAGAAGCAUAUGCAUGUGCAUACUAAUGAUAAGCCAUACGAGUGUAAAAUUAAUGGAUGCAAAAAAUCUUACACACAUCCGUCUUCACUGCGAAAGCAUUUGAAGUUUAAAAUUUUUUGCAUUUUUCUUAAAUUUAUACGCCUAACUCGGCAAUUCAAUUUGUAUAAAGCAUGA